UCUGGGCCUCAGAUUCUCCCCUUGACCAGGGGACUCUCUCCUGCAAUCCUGCCAUGACUCCUGUUCGUCGUAAUCCGUAAUCUGUAGUCUGUCCAAGUUUCCCACCUGCUGAUUCUGUCCAUCUGUCCAUUUCGAGAUGCCCGACAAAAGGCCAUUGGAUCCACUCCAGCCGGUACUCUACAUAGAACAUUGCCGAUAUCGGCAGACAUAUAGGAAACAGGCAUUGCAUCUGUAUUCUUCGCUAGCCGAGGCUUUGAGGGCCAUCCAGCCAAGGGUUAAGCUCCAGCUAAGGAUCAAUGACAGAGGACCCCCGCAAGAUGGAUCAUUUGAGGUGGCAGUUGCUCUGCAACCAACAGAUGACAGUGCUGCCCGCCAAAGUGUAUGGACUGGACUGAGGAGAAUGCCAAGUGCAUCAAAGGUACCCCAUGUGGACGACAUAAUCACUCCGGUUUGCUUUGCCCUUAAACUCAGGGAUCCCCACAAAGAAUCACAUCGAAGGAUGCUAACAAAUUUACGGCGCAACGAAGGCAGUCGAGUUAGGAGAGGGAAAGACUUUAUAUAAAUCUUACAAAAACGUAAUUUAUGUUACGUCUUAGCAGGGUAAAUUUAAAUAAAGUUAUAACCGGGUA
Drosophila eugracilis is the source of this 629-nucleotide messenger RNA. RefSeq names its product selenoprotein BthD. Bases 137 to 562 code for a protein of 141 amino acids. Gene Ontology annotation, cellular component: Golgi apparatus. The record is from RefSeq and is a predicted model, not a curated record. Lineage: Eukaryota; Metazoa; Arthropoda; Insecta; Diptera; Drosophilidae. The transcript has a single exon.